AUGGAGGGCCUAGGCCGUUCCUGCCUUUGGCUGCGCCAGGAGCUGGCGCCCUCGCGGCCGGGGCUGCUGCUGCUGGACUGCCGCAGCCGCGAGCUGUACGAAGCGGCUCGCAUCGGCGGAGCGCUCAGCGUGGCCCUGCCCGCGCUCCUGCUGCGCCGCCUGCGCAGGGGCAGCCUGUCGGUGCGCGCGCUGCUGCCCGGGCCCCCGCCGCAGCCGCAGCCGCCGGCCCCCGUGCUCCUCUACGACCAGACCGGGGGCCGGCGCCGGCGCGGGGAAGCCGAGGCUGAGGCGGAAGAGUGGGAAGCAGACUCGGUGCUGGGCACCCUGCUCCAGAAGCUGCGAGAGGAAGGCUACCUGGCUUACUACCUACAGGGUGGCUUCAGCAGGUUUCAGGCCGAGUGUCCGCAGCUGUGUGAGAGUGGCCUUGGCGGCCCCAGAGGCUCCAGCACAGCUGCCCUGCGCAGCCCGGCGCCCGUGGUGGGGCUGGGCGCCCUGUGCCUGACCUCUGACUGCUCCGAGACCGAGCCUGAGCGCGACUCCCUGACCUGUGGCCUGGACUCGGAGGGUAGCACGCCCCCGCCGCUGGGCUUGCUCCGCGCCUUUCCUGUGCAGAUCCUGCCCAACCUCUACCUAGGCUGUGCCCGUGAUUCAGCCAACUUGGAAAGCUUGGCCAGGCUGGGCAUCCGCUACAUCCUCAAUGUCACCCCCAACCUCCCCAAUCUGUUCGAGAAGAAUGGGGACUUUCACUACAAGCAGAUCCCCAUUUCCGACCACUGGAGCCAGAACCUGUCACAGUUCUUUCCGGAGGCCAUUGCUUUCAUCGACGAAGCCUUGUCCCAGAACUGUGGUGUGCUCGUCCACUGCCUGGCGGGAGUCAGCCGCUCCGUCACCGUCACCGUGGCAUACCUCAUGCAGAAGCUGCACCUGUCACUCAACGACGCCUACGACCUGGUCAAGAGGAAGAAGUCUAACAUCUCACCCAACUUCAACUUCAUGGGGCAGCUGCUAGACUUCGAGCGCAGCCUGCGGCUGCAGGAGAGACGCCCCCAGGGGGUGGGCAGCGGGGGGCAUGAGUCCACCACCUCUGACCCACCCUCCUUCUUCACCACCCCCACCAGUGAUGGGGUCUUUGAGCUGGACCCUACAUAA
Molecule: messenger RNA, 1149 nt
Organism: Ochotona curzoniae (black-lipped pika)
Lineage: Eukaryota; Metazoa; Chordata; Mammalia; Lagomorpha; Ochotonidae
Gene: DUSP9
Product: dual specificity phosphatase 9
Exons: 3
Coding region: 1-1149 (382 amino acids)
Biological process (GO): negative regulation of MAPK cascade; protein dephosphorylation
Cellular component (GO): cytoplasm; cytosol
Molecular function (GO): protein tyrosine/threonine phosphatase activity; MAP kinase tyrosine/serine/threonine phosphatase activity
Source: RefSeq, a predicted model, not a curated record